Phalaenopsis equestris is the source of this 1673-nucleotide messenger RNA. Its product is annotated as probable inactive poly [ADP-ribose] polymerase SRO3. Bases 228 to 1493 code for a protein of 421 amino acids. NCBI's taxonomy places the organism in Eukaryota, Viridiplantae, Streptophyta, Magnoliopsida, Asparagales, Orchidaceae. Gene Ontology annotation, molecular function: NAD+ poly-ADP-ribosyltransferase activity. The transcript is spliced from 4 exons. The record is from RefSeq and is a predicted model, not a curated record.
UUCAAACCUUCCACAUUUGUCUCAUCUCUUCUCAAAUCUCCUAAAGGUUGGAUCUUUCAAUCUCUACUAUAAAGAAUCCCAAUCCAUUUCGUCAUCUUCCUCCUCCUCCUCCUCCUCUGCUGGACAUCCUUUUCUCGAUCUCAUCAGUGGAGGAAACAAUCCGAGUUGUCUCAGCGGACGGAUCUUCUUCAGGGAUCGCGAACAGGGUUAGAAAUCCUCAGAUCGACAUGUUUGCUGUUCAAAGUUCUAAUCUUUCGGAUGCAGUCUUCUCCCCUGAUCAAUUAGUGCGAGCCUUCAACAACUUCAAGAAGAGCGGCAUGCCUUCCAGGUUCCUUAUCUUCUCUGGAGAUGCCUGGGUAGACUUUGCGCAUCAGGUGUUCGACGAAUUGAAGGCAGGAUUUUUAGCCGGCAAGACGAUAUUUGAGGCAACCGUAGAUCAAAAGUCAUAUCUUUUUGACUUCCUACGUUUGAUCCGAAUUGAUUCAGAGACAGGAAGGCAGCAUUUGAUUGCUUGGAUCGAUGUUCAUGGCCGCCAUUUCUUUCCAAAAAUUGCACUGGAUGAUAAUAGCAACCUCCUCUUCAAGUCUUCUCCACAACUCCAUCAUCCUCUCGUGGCAAAGAAAGCUGAUAUCUAUGAAGAGAACAUGGAGGUCUCCUCCGACAGAUGGCCGGGUGCGAAAAUGCUGAGAGAUGAUGACAAGUUCUACAAAGUAGUGGAAAAAUUGUUUCUUUCUGGCAUCAAAAGAUUCAUUGUCAACACUCUGAUUACCUCUAUCAACCGAUGCUCUCAUUCAACCGUCGCUGGAAAUUCUCGUCUUUUAUCUUUCAAGGUUCAUAAGAGCGCGACAAUGGAAUCUCGAGGCAAUGCCAAUGUGAAGUUUGGAUGGUAUGGCACAUCUGCAGGUGAUAUUGCUGCAAUUAUGACUAAUGGAUUUAAGCAGUCAAACAGCAACAAGCUGGGGCUUGCUGCCCAUGGUGUCGGCAAUCAUCUCUCACCGCCACAUUUUCCUUACGGAAGUGCUCUGAUGUCAGAAGCUGAUGAAGAUGGUGAGAGACAUGUGAUUCUUUGCCGAGUUAUUAUGGGGAAUUCUGAGAAAGUAGAAGCGGGCUCUACGAUGGACCAUCCUAGUGAUGAAAGGUUUGAUAGCGGUGUUGAUAAUAUUGAGAAUCCAAAGUGGUUUGUAGUGUGGAAUAGUCGCAUGAACACCCACAUUAUUCCAGAAUAUAUUGUGAGCUUCAAGUCUUCCGGUCAUUCUCAAGGGUGGAGAAGGCCAGUGGGUAUGCAAAAGUUGUCUUCUGUGAUGAAUCUUCCAUUUUGGAAACUGUUUGCAGAGAUUGGAAAGUCAUUGCCUGCCUCCAAAAUGCAUGCUUUGGAGAUUUUUUACAACCAGUACAAUGUGGGAAAGAUCAGCAAAGAAAUCUUCAUCAGAUACAUGAGGUCCAUUGCUGGGGAUAAGCUACUGAUCUCCUCGAUUAAAAGUUUGAAGGGCUAGGUAAAAAAAAUAACGAAAAUGUAGAUAAGCUAUAGCUUUUUGGUGCUAUUGAAACUUUUGUAUCUUGGGAUUUCUUCAGGUUUUAGAUAUCAGUUAGAAUGAAUACAGCUGUAGGCUUGUAGUUCAUAAAAUCUGUAAAUUUUCGCGGGAAAAAAAUUUCCACCCUUUGAAGAAGCUUCA